Chara braunii is the source of this 1948-nucleotide messenger RNA. NCBI's taxonomy places the organism in Eukaryota, Viridiplantae, Streptophyta, Charophyceae, Charales, Characeae. The record is from the annotation of a GenBank genome assembly.
GGGAGAGGGUAGACGCAUCUGAAGGGGGGGUGGUAUAGUGCUAGCCAUAGCCAUAGCCAUGGCGGGUGGCGCUACCACGUGGAGCGCGGAAGCAGACGACGCUAUUCCACGUGGGCGACGCCGGGAGCGUUUCUUCGAUCCGAAAGAGAGGGACGUGUGCUGGCGAAAGGCUGACGUGGUGCCAGGGCGACAUCCCGAGCGAUGGCGGAAAGAUGCGGCGGGAAACAUCGUGUGCCGUCGAUUUAACGCGUGUCAUGGAUGUCUCUGCUAUGAGUACGAUCAUAUCAUUCCUUUUUCAAAAGGCGGACCAUCCACUGCAGAUAACUGUCAGAUUCUGCAGACACGUGUUAAUCGUCGAAAGAGCAAUCGAGAAGACUUGGCCUCUGACGAGAUGCGCCAGAACUCUUGCGAGAUCAAAUUUACAGAUAGAGAGCUGGAUAUCAUCGAGAUGGCGGUGUAUGGUAAUGUGAUACGUCCCGGUUUGCAAUGCCGUUGCAGGAGCGUUGCCGAGUCCUUGAGUAUCUCCUUGUUCUCGAAGCCGGGCAGGACGGAUGAUGUUGCGUGUGAACUCCCAUCUUAUGGAGAGGAAAGGGAGAAGGGCACCACAAGCUUCAUGUAGUUUUGCUGUCUGUUGUUGUGUUUUGGCGCUUCUAUUUAUAGAUAUGCCAACCGCUCUUCGAGUUGUCGUGAAACAAAGGGUGCAGGGUGCCGGGUGUCUUCCCAAGUGAGGGGGAUCAAGCAGCAAGUGUGAACCACCGUCUCAUAAAGCUGGCACAAGCUGUUCCUGCCCCUUCGCAGCAAUUGAGCCGCGGCGUUCUAAGUUCUAAUGGACAUGCUCUUCUUCGUCAUUGUGUCAGUAGCCAGACCACAACCAGCGCGUUAGGAAAUGGGACCCUGGAGACACAAUGAAUGGGCCACGACACUCCAAGCAGGUUUUUUUCUCCAGGUACACAAGAAAGGAGUGGGUUUUCUUUGUGUUUCUGUGUGCGGGCCGCCGGGGGAAGAGGGGAGGAGGGAGAAAAGGUCUGGAUGCUGAAGGACCUGAAGGGAAAGGGAUUAUGCUUUUGUGUCUGUGGAGAGGGCCGGGCGCGGGCGGGGGUGGGGGCGGGGGCGGGGGCAGGGGAGGGGCUGGGAAGGGGAGAGGGAGGGGUGGUGAUAAGUUCUGGAUGCUGGAGAUCCUGAAGGAAGGACUGAUAUCUGGUCAUGUGGGUGUCUGCGUAUGGGUGGUGGUAGAGAGGGGCAGAUGGAGAGGAAGGUCUACAUGGCGUGGAGGUAAUGUGCCAGCAGCUCAUUUCUUCUCAUCAAUGGCAGGCCUUUUUUCUUUUCUUCCAUCUUGAACACCACUACCUCUGGGCCUCUUCUUGCCGAGGCGGAGAAGAACUGCACACCAAGCUUUGCCAAAGUGUCAGCGCAACCCUUUACGCUGGACCCGUUUUCGAGCAGGUGAUGCUCCCCACCAAUAGAUGGAGCCUCUCCCCAGGUGCUAGUGGUGUCUGCUCUUAUCAGCAUCACUAGCACUGGGGGGGGGGUGUUUUCAAAAAAAAAAAAAAAAAAAAAACCUUUUUUUUUUUUGUUUGGGCUGGGGCUGCUAGCCAUUUUGGUCUGCCGGCGCCCAGCCUCCGAAGGACAGGUGUCACCGACGAAAUGCAGUCUAGGUUAUAUUCACAUUGUAGCCUUUGCCUCUGAAAGGUAGUGGUGGUUCAAAAGUUUUGACAUUUUAAUUCCUUAAACCACUAGUACUUCUUAAAGUUGUGCCCUUCAACAAGCCACAAUUUUAGGAAACGUACGGGCCACUACAGGAGCGCCCAAAUUCAUCCGACUAGAAACGCUUCUACUCUUAUCUUUUUCCGCUGCCGAUAGCUGGGCCAAGCACUGGUGGUUGAAGGCAAGCAAAAUGGAGAAGUGGAUAACACUCCUGCCUUGGGGUCGGAUAAGGGCAUAUUCACGC